CCUUCACCAUCAUCAGGAUGGGAGGCCUCAUCCUGGAGCAAGAAAUACUCUGCACUAUAGUUCUCACGUUUUUAUUUUCUUUUUGAGGCACGGUCUCGCUCUUGUCACCCAGGUGGGAAUGUGGUGACACAAUGAUGGCUCACUGCAGCCUUGACCUUCUUGGCUCGAUUAUCUAUCUAUCUAUCUAUCUAUCUAUUAUUUAUUUAUUUAGUAGAAGCAAGGUCUCACUAUGUUGCCCAGGCUGGUCUGAUACUCCUGAGCUCUAGUGACCUACCCACCGCCUCAGCCUUCCAAAGUGCUGGGAUUACAGGCGUGAGCCACGGCCCCCAACUUUGCUCCAGUCUUCUCUGUCCUUGAAAGGCUGAGAGUCUGUUCCGACUUUACUCGGAGCGAGGUGAGGCCCCGAGAGAGCUCUGGGGCAUCCAUCUUCUGGGCAUUCUGACUAUGGAGGAUGGAGGUUGCAGGUCCUUACCUGGGUGGGCGUGGGGCGGGGCACCAGGUUCACAGGUCCCUCCGGGCCCGGGCGCCUUAGAGGCAGCGGGGGCGCAGUCCGUCCCUUUGGUGGGCGGGGCCUCGAAGUGCUGGGGCGGGAUUGGCCCCGGAGCCCGGGCUCGAGUCCCGUCUUCGCUCCAACGCGCGGGGGGCGAGGUCGGUGCGCGGUGACGUCACGACGCCAGCUCCUCGCGUCGCCGAGGUGGACUCUGGGAAACCAGCGGGUGUGGCCGUACCAGACCAUGGGGGCUCAGCUGAGCAGCGGCUGCGGCGCCCCGGACCCUGAGCAGCCCCAGCCCCAGCCCCAGCCCCAGCCCGCGGCGCUGGAGGGCGCGGAGCGGCCCCGGCCUCAGCCUCAGCCUCGGCCUCAGCCUCAGCCUCAGCCUCAGCCGCCGCCCCAGCCCCAGCCCGAACCCGGCCCGUGGGGGCCGCUGGAUGAUGUGCGCUUCCUCAUCGCCUGCACUUCCUGGUACUGACGGCGCCCUCCUAGAGGAUGGCGCCCUCCUAGAGGAUGCUGCCCGUCUGCCCGCCGUUCCCUGUGGUUCUUGUCUGCCUCGUCUCUUGUCCCCACGUCUCUGUCUCUUAUACUCCCUCCCGCGGCUCCCCAGAGGCGGCAGAGAAUUCGAAGAGGUCGCCGGGGACUGGAAUGAAGUCCCGGCAGGGCCGCCUUCGCAGCCUCGACCCCAGCCUGCUUCCCCGCCUGCAGCCAGACCCAGCUCAUCCCUUCGUGCCCACCCCACCCUUUCUCCGGCUGGCUGGGUCCGGGGCAGCCCUGUCACUGGCCUCCAGAGGCAGGGCAGGCCUCCUGGUAAGCCCGCAAAGCUGCUGACCUCCUGACCUUGCCUGCUUUCAUUAAUAUAUUUAUUGCUGGGAACCGUGCUCUUGACUAUGUGUCCCAGGUCAUGGCACCAGGGGCCUUGACUUCUGAGAAGCCCGUGCCACAACCACCCUCCCCAUACUCUUGAGGGGCGCCGCUCCCCAUCCUGGAUCCUAAGGAGGCAUCAUGAGGCUGUGUUCCUGGAACCCCAAUAACCCUGGGCCUCUAGGGCCAGCCUUUUGUAGAGGGAGGAUAUCUGACUGCCGGUCUGGCUGAUGAAAUGCAUGGGGCAGCUCCCAGAUACUCCAAACCGCCCGGCUCUCCCCCCAGAAGCUUCUUAAGGUCACUCUUGGAACUUGAUCUUUGUUCCCUCAUCCCAGGGAAAUGACACACUCUGUAUUUCUGUUUUAUUUAGAAAUGAUUUAAAAAACAUUAUACAAAGGCUGAUCAGUU
This is a messenger RNA of Cebus imitator (Panamanian white-faced capuchin), 1762 nucleotides long. RefSeq names its product MMP24 opposite strand (gene MMP24OS). The record is from RefSeq and is a predicted model, not a curated record. The transcript has 2 exons. NCBI's taxonomy places the organism in Eukaryota, Metazoa, Chordata, Mammalia, Primates, Cebidae. The coding region runs from base 735 to 968 and encodes 77 amino acids.